UGUCCCAAACUGCAGCACUAGCCCUGUCUGUUUCAUUCUAUUCAACAGAGGGGAUUGAGAAUGAAGGUCAUUCAGCUGGAUCCAUCUCUUGCCUAUCGACCAGAAAAUGAAAAUCACCAGUAUCGGAAUUAUGAAGAUGGCCCCCUGGUGGAUAGAGUGAAAAUGACCUACACCUUGAUGCACACACACCAAACGGUAGAAUUUGUGAAACAAAAGCUUUCACAUUGGGGCUCCUGCAUGCACAGGAAGAUUACUGUUAUGGAGGCGCUCAGUUUGUUGGAUGAUCUGGUGGAUGAGUCAGAUCCCGAUGUAGACUUCCCAAAUUCUUUCCAUGCAUACCAAACUGCAGAGGGCAUUCGGAAAAUGCAUCCAGACAAAGAUUGGUUCCAGCUGGUUGGACUGCUGCAUGACCUGGGAAAAAUCCUCGCUCUUCACAAUGAACCUCAGUGGGCUGUUGUUGGAGACACGUUUCCAGUAGGCUGUAAGCACCAGAAAUCCAUUGUUUUUAGUGAAACAACCUUUAAAGACAAUCCAGACGCACAUCAUCCGGUGUACAGCACACAGUAUGGGAUGUAUGAACCUAACUGCGGACUUGAGAAUGUGCUAAUGUCCUGGGGACAUGAUGAGUACUUGUAUAGAGUGCUGAAGUUUAACGAAUGCUCAAUCCCUGAGGAGGGACUAUACAUGAUUCGAUUUCACUCAUUUUACCCUUGGCACACGGGAGGGGAUUACCAACAUCUAUGCAAUGAAAAAGACCGAAAGAUGUUACCAUGGGUACAAGAGUUCAACAAGUUUGAUCUUUACACAAAGACAGAGGAACUGCCAGAUGUGGAGAACCUGCGGCCAUAUUACCAGAAUCUCAUAGAUAAAUACUGCCCAAGGAUUAUGAGCUGGUGACUUUUGCCUCAAGAUUUGAGAAGUUGUGAAUUAAUCACCCACACUAACCCUCAAAGGAAAGAGAUUUACCCAGUUAAUAUUAAAUAUCAACUUCCAUGACCAUUUCAUGUAAUUGUCAACAUUUCUUCAUGGAGACAGUAAUGGCAACAUUCACAUAGGUAUGAAAACCCUCUAUAGGAAGACUUUUUCUUCUAAUUUAAUUUAAGUAUGUUCCCAUACAGUUUCCCCAAAACCUGCCUCACAGCUCAUCAUCAGCUAAUGGGAUCCGGAAAAUAAAAGUUAAACAAAAAAAAAUUUCUUACACAAAUUUAUAGCGUACAGACAUAGAACUCAAAUAUUUAGUCUUCAUUAAAACAAGUCACUUCCCUCUA
Pelobates fuscus (common spadefoot toad) is the source of this 1268-nucleotide messenger RNA. It is a transcript of the gene MIOX, whose product is annotated as myo-inositol oxygenase. Gene Ontology annotation, biological process: inositol catabolic process. Gene Ontology annotation, molecular function: inositol oxygenase activity; iron ion binding. The transcript has 10 exons. NCBI's taxonomy places the organism in Eukaryota, Metazoa, Chordata, Amphibia, Anura, Pelobatidae. Gene Ontology annotation, cellular component: cytoplasm. Bases 61 to 897 code for a protein of 278 amino acids. The record is from RefSeq and is a predicted model, not a curated record.